This is a messenger RNA of Oryctolagus cuniculus (rabbit), 1952 nucleotides long. NCBI's taxonomy places the organism in Eukaryota, Metazoa, Chordata, Mammalia, Lagomorpha, Leporidae. The record is from RefSeq and is a predicted model, not a curated record.
AUGAAUAAAGCAGCAACAGUAAGUGUAGAAAAAAAUUAUUUUGAUACCAGCUUUUCAUUUCUCUUGGGAAAAUACCACGGAGUACAGUUGUUGGAUAUGGAAAGAAUUACCAGCUACUGCCUUGAUCACAGUUCUGAAGUGGGAAAAGAACCACAACCCCAGAUAUCAGCAAGACCAAGCUGCAAAACAGCUAAGAGGCGACGACAGGCUUCCUUAGGCAGUCUGGAUUUUAUACUUGAGGGCAGUGUUGUUUCACGUUCUGUGGCCUUUUGGGUAGUAGACACAUGGAAGUUCAAGUCCCAAGAAAAGAUGAAGGAGAUGUUUAAAAUCAAUCAGUUCAAUUUAAUGGCAAGUGAGAUGAUUGCACUCAACAGAUCUUUACCAGAUGUUAGGCUAGAAGGGUGUAAAACAAAGGUGUAUCCAGAUAAUCUUCCUACAACAAGUGUGGUGAUUGUUUUCCACAAUGAGGCUUGGAGCACACUUCUACGAACUGUUCAUAGUGUCAUUAAUCGCUCACCAAGACACAUGAUAGAAGAAAUUGUUCUAGUAGAUGAUGCCAGUUAAAGAGAUUUUGUGAAAAGACCCCUAGAGAGUUAUGUGAAAAAAUUAAAAGUCCCAGUUCAUGUAAUUCGAAUGGAACAACGUUCUGGACUGAUCAGAGCUAGGUUAAAAGGAGCUGCUGUGUCAAAAGGCCAAGUGAUCACCUUUUUGGAUGCUCAUUGUGAGUGCACAGUGGGGUGGCUGGAGCCUCUCUUAGCCAGGAUCAAACAUGACAGGAGAACAGUAGUCUGCCCUAUCAUUGAUGUUAUCAGCGAUGAUACUUUUGAAUACAUGGCAGGCUCUGAUAUGACCUAUGGUGGGUUCAACUGGAAGCUCAAUUUCCGCUGGUAUCCUGUUCCCCAAAGAGAAAUGGAUAGAAGGAAAGGUGAUCGAACUCUUCCUGUCAGAACACCUACAAUGGCAGGAGGCCUUUUUUCAAUAGACAGAGAUUACUUUCAGGAAAUUGGCACAUAUGAUGCUGGAAUGGAUAUUUGGGGAGGAGAAAGCCUAGAAAUUUCCUUUAGGAUUUGGCAGUGUGGAGGAACUUUGGAAAUUGUUACAUGCUCACAUGUUGGACAUGUGUUUCAGAAAGCUACACCUUACACGUUUCCAGGAGGCACGGGGCAGAUUAUCAAUAAAAAUAACAGACGACUUGCAGAAGUGUGGAUGGAUGAAUUCAAGAAUUUUUUCUAUAUAAUCUCUCCAGGUGUUACAAAGGUAGAUUAUGGAGAUAUAUCAUCGAGACUUGGUCUGAGACACAAGCUACAGUGCAAACCUUUCUCUUGGUACCUAGAGAAUAUUUAUCCUGAUUCUCAAAUUCCAUGUCACUAUUUCUCAUUGGGAGAGAUUCGAAAUGUAGAAACAAAUCAGUGUCUUGAUAACAUGGCCAGAAAAGAGAAUGAAAAAGUUGGAAUUUUUAAUUGUCAUGGUAUGGGAGGUAAUCAGGUUUUCUCGUAUACUGCCAACAAAGAAAUUAGAACAGAUGACCUUUGCUUGGAUGUUUCCAAACUUCAUGGCCCAGUCACGAUGCUCAAAUGCCACCACCUAAAAGGCACCCAGCUCUGGGAGUAUGACCCAGUGAAGUUAACCUUACGGCAUGUGAACAGUAAUCAGUGCCUGGACAAAGCCACCGAAGAGGAUAGCCAGGUGCCCAGCAUUAGAGACUGCAGUGGAAGCCGGUCACAGCAGUGGCUUCUUCGAAACGUCACACUUCCAGAAAUAUUCUGAGACCAAAUUUACAAAAAAAGAAAAAAUAAUGAGACUGGGCUACCUCAGCAUACAUUUCUGCCACACUCUUCAAGUAGCAAAAAAAAAAAAAAAAAAAAAAAAAAAAAAAAAGGAAAAGUGCUUUCCUCUUCUGCAGGAUGUAAGGUUUACCAGCCAUUAAAACUUAGACUCUUCUAGCUUUUCAC